This is a messenger RNA of Eublepharis macularius, 3689 nucleotides long. It is a transcript of the gene OTUD1, whose product is annotated as OTU deubiquitinase 1. The record is from RefSeq and is a predicted model, not a curated record. The transcript has a single exon. Lineage: Eukaryota; Metazoa; Chordata; Lepidosauria; Squamata; Eublepharidae. Bases 429 to 1652 code for a protein of 407 amino acids. Gene Ontology annotation, molecular function: cysteine-type deubiquitinase activity. Gene Ontology annotation, biological process: protein deubiquitination.
GUCACCCGGCGCAUUCGCUUUGAACGUGUCGCCUUCAGCGUGUUGAGGGAGGGAAGUAAACAAGUCCCGGCCCUCGCUCUCCUUCCCUCCCGCCGGGCCUCCGCCACCUUCCAAAGGCUUUGGCCUAGAAGAGACCAGAAAGGGAGGCGGGAACCUCCCUCAGUUGUGGCGCAGUAGGAAUUCCCGCUCCGUUGCGACCUGAGAAAGGCGGAGAGAGUCAAGGCCCGGGCAGAAGGGAGCGAGCGAGGAGAGCGGCGGGGGGCGGCAGCCGCCGGGAAAGGUGAUGCCCGUGUUUAUUUUUACUCGGGCGCCUCAUCCUUUCUGGCUGCCUGCGAGGAGGGGCGGCGGCCCCCGCGGUCGCUCCCCGGCCCGGCCCCAGCGGCCUUCGUCAGGCGGCCGCCGCAGCAGCAGCCCAUAAAGGGCCGACGAUGCAGCUCUACAGCACCAUCGUCACUCACUACCCGGCAGCGACAGCAGCGGCGGCGGCUGGCAGCGGUUCGGCCAGCGGCCCGGGCGUCGUCUUCAAAGUCUCCCCUUCUCCGGAUCCUGCGGGCCAAAGCCCAGUGGGAGUCGAGAGCGAAGCGGACGUCGGAGGAGGAGGAGGAACUUCGUCCGCCGGAGCAGCCGCCGCCAUGCCCGCCUACUCUUGCCUGGAACUGCUGCCUCCGACAGGCCCCGGCCAGAGGAAGCCGCCGCAAUGCUACGGCCCCGGCGCCACGAUGAUCCGCCGCAGACCCGUGGAGAGGGUGGUGCCUAUCCGCUUGGUGCAGCGGCCGGAGACCGUGGCGGUGGCGGGCGAGCUGGGCCCGGCGGCGUCUCACACCCACCCUUGGCUGCUGGUGGAGAGUGACUUGAUGGCUGCCCAGCCCCAACCCCAGCCGCGCCCGGAGGAGCCCAGCAACCGCGGCCUCCGCUUCAACGAGCAUUGCCAGGCCUUGCAAGCGGCCACGGGUGCCACGGCGGAACCUUCGCCCGCUUGUCAAGCGGCGGCCGGCGGCAGCGAAGCUGAACUCGAGUCCGCCGAGGAAGACGGGCCUUGCCCGGUGCACCGCCCGACGGAGCGCAGCGAAAAGCUGGCCCUGUACCUGGCAGAGGUGGAGAAGCAGGACAAGUACCUGCGGCACAAGGGCCGUUUUCGCUUCCACAUCAUCCCCGACGGGAACUGCCUGUACCGCGCAGUCUGCAAGGCCGUCAACGGCGACCAGCGGCUGCACGGCGAGCUCCGCGAGCAGACGGUGCAUUACAUCGCCGACCACCUGGACCACUUCAACCCCAUCAUCGAGGGCGACGUGGGCGAAUUCCUCAUCAACGCCGCCCAGGACGGCGCCUGGGCCGGCUACCCGGAGCUCCUGGCCAUGGGGCAGAUGCUGGACGUCAACAUCCACCUCACCACGGGCGGCAGGCCCGAGAGCCCCACCGUCUCCACCAUGGCCCACUAUCUGGGGCCCGAGGACCCGAGCCGGCGCAGUAUCUGGCUGAGCUGGCUCAGCAACGGGCAUUACGACGCCGUGCUGGACCGCCAGUGCCCCAAUCCCGAGUACGAGGAGUGGUGCAGGCAGACUCAGGUGCAGCGUAGGCGGGACGAGGAGCUGGCCAGGUCCAUGGCGGUCUCUUUGUCCAAGAUGUACAUUGAGCAAAACGCCUGCUCGUGAGAUAGGACACCGCCGUCGGGGCCUGCUGCCCUGGUGCCUUACUCCUUCCUCGGCCAAGCCGCCCUGCCCCGGGCGCAGCAAAGACCUCGAGGGGAACAAAGACUGAUCAUUGUAACCAGCACUUGUAUAUACCGACACAUCCUGGUUCAUUGGACGUUCUAUUCUUUUUGUAUAUGUUUGUUGCUACUGUUUCCAGUACUCUUUUCUUUUUUCUAUAAGGGUUCUUUUUUCCUUUCUUUGCACAGUUUUUUUUAACUUGUCACCUCUGUCUCUUACAUCUUACUUUGGCAUCUGGCUUUUCAAGUCUGCUGCCAGAGGUAAGUGAAUAAGAGAGUUACAGGGGGAGGGGGCGUGUGUGCUAAUACAGCUUGCGGCCUAACAGUUGUUUUAUGAUGCAACUUGAAAUCUAACCCAUCAUAAUUCUAUCAAACAAACAAAUGUGCUAGGCCCACUGUCCCCCCCUCUUUAUAUGAGUAAAGCAAGUAAUUUUCAGCUGCUGUGUAUUUCUUUUAAUUUAAAAUAUGCAGUUAACUUUGAAGUGGUUUCUUCUAAGGUGCACGGACCACUGCAGAGCAGGAUUUCUUCAGACAGUUGGAGCAUGUCAUGACUUUUUUACAGAUGGUACAGAGAGCAAUUGUGAUUCUCCUGUGCAGUUGUCUAGAGUAGGCUGGCUUUUCACUUCACCCCAUUGGUGCCAUUUUUUCCCUUUAAGUAUUGAGUUACAAAACAAAGUCUGACUUAGAAUGUUAUGACAUGACAAAAUAGCUAUUUAAGAAGAGCCUUGAUAUGCGAUCUUGUUCUUUUUUAUGGAUAUACAUGAUCCAUGCCUGCUUUCUAGCAGCAGGUUUAUCUUAUCACACACUGUUAGAUGUUUUCUAAUCACUAAUAAUGGGCUUACUCUGGUAUUAUGUAAAAAUGUAUUUAUAUUAAGGGUCUGUAUGGUUUGCUGGGUCAAACAUUCAAGGUUUCCAAGGUAAAAGCUCCCCUCUUUAAUUUCCAGUUAAAUUGAAAUUGCUAGAUAUAUUUAUUAAGUAAAGGAGUUUGUACUUUUUUAUUUUGUGACCUUUGGAAUUUAUACUGUAUUUGUAUAAUAGGAAUAUUCUUAGCUAUUCUGAAAUAAAUGUAUAGUUUUGCUUGAAUUUUAAUUUGUAGUCCUUAUUUGAGAGAUUAAUAUUUGAAUAUAAAGAAGUGGUUGACAGUGCAGUCCUAAGCUGAAAAGGCACACAGAGCAGUGCUGUACUAAACAGAAUUAAAUGAAGUAAGUGUUUUUAAGCCCAAUCAAUUUAAUGGGCUUAGAAACAUUUAUGUACUUUGUUUAUUCCCCACCUUUCCCCUUAGUGGGGACCCAAAUCAGCAUAUAUCGUUCUCCUUUUCUGCGUUUUAUUUUCACAAGUUCACAACAAGCAUGUGAGGGAGGUUAGGCUGUGAGUGGGAAGAGUGAACCCUUUUCUCUUGGUGAAGCUUGAUCUCCCAUGGCAGAGUGGAGAUUCAAACCUGGUUCCCUAGUCUGGCAGUCUAACCAUUAUGGCACUGGCUCUUUAAGAUCAUAAGAAAUGCGUAGAUGAAAUCAAAGGCAUUUCAGUGUUUAUGAACCUCUAGUAACUGAUGCUCUGUUGCUACCUCUGAACAUGGAAAUUCCAUUUCAAAUGGUCAAUCUAUUUUCAAUGAAUGUCUCGUUUUCAAAAAUUGAAUUAGGUUGCUACUGGUUGUGGUUAUCUGUAACCAGCACUUCUAUACCGUCUGUUUUUGCCUUUCUUAAAAUGUCCUGAUGCUUUAAAACAAAAUAGCAUCUUUUGCUAAUAAGUUAAGGAAACUGUUCUCUGAGGAGAUUGAAAUGUAUAAUAAGGGUAGGGCUGCAGUGCUUUCUUGAUUUUCUUUUUUAGAGAAGCCAUAUUCAGAGACGUAUUCCCUCCUGAAUAAGAUGAGGGAAAUUUAUGCAAAGAGUAUGCCUGCUGCCAUUUCUAUAUGUAUUAUUUAAAAGUAAAAGGUAUGUUUUUUUCUUAAAAGCUUUCUAUUCCUGUGCAAAUGUGCAGAAAA